Molecule: messenger RNA, 4900 nt
Organism: Macrobrachium nipponense
Lineage: Eukaryota; Metazoa; Arthropoda; Malacostraca; Decapoda; Palaemonidae
Product: regulating synaptic membrane exocytosis protein 2-like
Exons: 25
Coding region: 1052-4834 (1260 amino acids)
Biological process (GO): calcium ion-regulated exocytosis of neurotransmitter; regulation of membrane potential; regulation of synaptic plasticity
Cellular component (GO): presynaptic membrane; cytoskeleton of presynaptic active zone
Molecular function (GO): small GTPase binding; transmembrane transporter binding
Source: RefSeq, a predicted model, not a curated record
AGUCCGCGCCCAGCGCCCACGGGAUGAACACCGGCCGAUGAGUCGAGCUUCCCUGGGUCCACUGACGAAAUAUUUCCGCGGCGAGUUCGCGCCCUGACGUGGUCGAAACUGCUACAGCUCCUCCACAGAUAUUCCAAGGAAAAUUAUUUGAAAUAUAUAUUAUGGAGCUGAUAUUAGAAUAAGCAUUGUGAGAUGAGAUAUCAAAGCGAGAAUGUAUGGAAAAGCUCAGUAAUUUAUUAGGGUAUAUUCUUAUGAAGGUGUUGCAAACAGAUACAUAUUACUACUAAAAAUGUGUUGGAAGUGAGAACAACGUCAAGAAAAUUAAUAUUUUUAAGAAAAGAUUCCAUUGGAAACAAACUUUCUUUCCUAAUUUUACAUAGUUAUUUUUCGUAAGUUUAUGAUUUCGAUUUUCGUAAAUUUUACUUAAAGGUUUUCCGUGAAUUUCAAAAGGAAAAUAAAGACAAGGUCAGCAAAUACAAUUAUAUAUAAUUGUAUGAAGCAAAUAGUUUAUGUGAUAUUGAAACAAGAAAAGAAGUAACAUACUUCUACAAAAAGUCUUUCGUUGUGUUCAGUUGUAUGUUUAUUCAAGUGUAUAUUUUCAGUGAUUAAAGAAAUUCCGUUAACAAACUUUUCUGAAUCUUAUAGUUUACUAAUAGUGUUUUAAUAAGUUGGUGUGUGAAAGGUCUUUCCAUGUCAGUGAAAUUAAUAAAAUAUCAUUGAAAACAAUAAUGUGAGAAAAAAAUAGUUCGUAUAAUGUGAUUGAAAAUUAUCUAGUGAUCGAAGUGAGUGUCUAUAAAAUCUGAUAUGAUGCGCUCUUGAUAUUUAUUCGGCGUAAGAAUUUAGGAAAAUAUUCGACGAAGGAAUAUCUUUACAUCCGCAUAGAUAAGUGAGUGGUUUCUGUCUUCAAUCUGGAACCACUCAUGUACCAAAUAUGUCUCGGCAUCGACCAUCUGGCAUCCUGCUGAUGACGUCAUACUGCUGCCAACCUGUUAUAAACACCGUUGACGGUACAUGAGCUUCUGAUUGGCGGACUGCAUUACCAACAGCAAGGAUGCUACCAACUAACGUCAUCUCUCUUGUGAAAAAGAUGGUGACAUCCGAAGGGGUUCCGAAUCAAGGGGCCUACAGCUCCGGGACGGCGAGAGCGGACAACAGGGACGGUGGCACCACCUUGUCGAAACUCAAGCAACACCUGACUUCGGGGCUCGGGACAGUGUCCAAAUUAUCGACGACAAGAUCGAGCAGCAACUCCAGCACGGAGGCCCCAGUCCCGUCUUCGUCGGGGCCCGGCCUCGUCCACCAGCAGUCUGUUGUUUCGUCCGAGGAAAGGUCUCUCCUGCAGAAGGUUUGGGACAGGAGCGAACGCUUCGAUGCAACUGAUACGAAAUUGCUACCACCGCUAAUCUCAACGCCUACAGCGCCCUCUGUAGGAGUUUUGGGACCUGGUGCCGGUGGAGGAGGGGCUUCCCCUUUAACGUCGCCUACAGGAGCGAAGCCUGGGGAUGGGGGCGCCCUCCCCAUCCCCCUAAGGCCCGGAAGGGACCCUGGGUCUUCAUGUAGGGUUUGCGUUAAGACUCUGGGCGAGAGCGAGUUCUUCAAAGUCUGCGACGAGUGUGGUAACAAAGUCUGCGAGGACUGCGCUUCCUACUCCUCAAACCAGAGCAAUGAGGGCGAGGAGGCGAAAUGGAACUGCAGCAUCUGUAGGAGACGCAUCUCCUCCAGGGCCAAGCUGGAGAAGCCCCCUUCCAUAGAGGGAAUAGGAAUCACGCCCCAGAUUCCUCCCAUCCUGCCCCCUCCAAGUCCUGGCGCUCCUACCGCCCUCAAUCUCUUCGCUGCUAUGGCUUCCUCCAUGGGCGUCCAGAAUAAGAACCCGACAACGCUGACCCCAAACUUCUCGGCUGUCUCCGGGGACGCUGCCCUGACCACCGGCCAGCCCUUGGCCAACGGCUACGCCAACUACCGAAGGAGAUCCGUUUGGGCCGUCAGUCCUCAGAAGUCCAUCGAGAAGCCGAAGCUCCUGGAGAGGUCCAAGUCCAAGGACGACACCUUCAAGGACGUAAAGUCCACGUCCAUCAUCCCUACGGAGGGAAAUCGAGAGCCCAGGGCCGCUUCCAAAGGUCCUCUUCCUGCAGACGGGAGUCGGGAACCGAGGGAACCCAGAGAGCCAAGGGAACCCAGAGAACCAAGGGAACCAAGGGAACCAAGGGAACCUAGAGAGCCAAGGGCUCCUUCCAAAGGUCCUCCUGGGGAGAGGCCGGAAGGUCGAAGGCCUAGAGAUAAGUCCCGAGAAAGGACGGCGCCCCCACGACGCGCCCACGACGACGACCACCUGCGCCCGAAUUCGCGCAUGAGGCAUCGCAGGAUGAGCGACUACAGGCUUCACGAAGCGGGCGCCGGAGAGCUACUUCCGGUCCACACUCUCCACGCAGCCCGUAGCGAGAUGGACAUUUCGAAGGUCAGGCGGAAAAGCUGUACUAAUAUACAGAUGACGCGACCCCCUGACUUCGGCAGCGGCGGCGGCAGGAUGGUCAACGGCACCGGGGGCGGCGAGGAUCUGGGCGAUAAGUGGCGUCAGAAGGGCCGGAGGAAAUCCAUCAGGCGUCAGCAGUCCUACGAUGAGGAGGAACACAAUAAAGAGAAGGAAGCCAACGCCCUUUCUCCAUGGGCGGCGGGAGAGCCCCCCGUCAGACGCCACUCGAUGCAAGGACCCACCAGGAGGGAGGAGGCCCUCGAGGCUCACAAGAGGGCGAAGCAGUCGUUGGACGUGCCCCAGUAUGGCCGAGGGCAUCACCAGGCUGAUCAGGAUACGGCUGUGGAUUCGGUGGGGAGCUCCGCCCAAAGCGGGUCGUCAUCGAGGAUGCCCAACGAGGGUGACGUCAACGCCGAGGCUCCAACUGGCGAGAGAGGAUCCUCCGUGGGCAUCGACGAUGCCUCCAGGACGUCUACAAGAAGGAGGUCCUCCUACAGGAAUUCGGGGGACAUGGACCAAGAGGCGGAUCAGGUGGAGAAUGAAGAUCAGUCAGCUGCUGGAGGCGACUUGUCCUUGCAAGAUGCCGGCAGUGGAGCAGCGUCUUCCGGCGGGAAAGGGACCCUCAGGAGGAGUGGCUCUUCUAGCCUGGAUGACGAAAGGCGGGGUGACACGAGAAGAAGAGGCUCCGCUCACCACGAGAGCGGCCGAAGGAUUCAGCCCAUCCCAGCGUCAGUUAGAGACCCCUACCAGGGACCUCCCCAGCCGGGCACGGCACCCCAAGCAGGGGUAGGCGUCGUGGGUAGGGAGGGCGGAAGGAAGCCCCGAAUCACGCAGUCCUUAGAAGUAAACACAUCCUGCGACUUAGGGAACGAAGGACCUCAGAGGCAGAAUUCCGUUAAUGACGGAGAGACGAUUAGGAUUGUUAUUCUUGAUGUUGACGUCGAACGGAAGAAAGCUCUCGAACAGGGAAGGCGACGUGUGACAAUCCAGCGAGACUUGACGGAUCCAGGACACAGAACCCGUGGCCUUGGCAUGAGGGUAGUCGGUGGGAAGGUCGGCUCCGAUGGGAGGCUCUUCGCCUACGUCGUCUGGACCGUCAGAGGAGGACCUGCCCACAACGCCGGUGUCGUCAAGGGUGACAAAGUCCUGGAGUGGAAUGGAGUGGAGUUGACAGACAGGAGCUUCGAGGAGGUGUGCAGCAUCAUGGAAGAGGUCAACCCGCAGGAAAACACCGUCGAGCUCCUGCUCGAGUCCAGCAAUGACCUGUCUCUGGAUUCGAGCGACGAGCCAAGUGCCUUACCCCAACAGACCAAGAAGGGAUCCCUGGAGUGCAGGUCACCCUCAGAUCCUGAAAGUGAUAAGUUACCUUCAACGUCAAGUAUCCGAAGAAAACUUCCUCAGAUUCCGGGUGACCUGAUCAGGGAGCCAGUGAGCGGGAAGCUCCAAGUCCAGCUGUGGUACGACCAGGACAAGCAGCACCUGAUAGCCACUGUGGUUUCGGCCCACGACCUCCGUUUCAGAGACUCGUCUACGUGUUAUGCACCAGAGGCCUUCGUCUGCCUCAGGCUCUACCCUUACAAUGACUGCCGCUUGUUCUCGACGGGCGUGGCCGAGUCUUCGUGCAAACCCCUGUGGAACUCGUCCUUCAUCUGGGAGGGACUCGGGGCCGACCUGCUCCUGGGGCUCACCCUCGAGCUGACGGUGUACGACUACGUAGAAAACGGAGAUAACGGAUUCUUGGGAGAGACACUGAUCGACCUCCGGCACGCCUACUUGGACGAGCGCCCGGUCUGGUACCGCCUUCAGGAGAGGCGGUCUCGCUCUGCUAACGCCACGCCCAGAGGAUCCAUCGUUUCUACCCACGACUUCCCGAUGCCCAUCUUCAGGAGACCUUCGUCUGCGCGAUCUGGCUCAGAAGAUAUCAACGACGGGGGAUUCGACAGCAGAAGUUCUUCUCUGGAUUCAGGUCUCUUGCACCCGGAUAUUGCCUGGAAUCAGUCUAGGUCGUCCUCAAGGAGAAGCUCCUGCUUCAGCGAGCAAGACGACAACGAGGACUACCAACUGGGCCGGCGCUACCCACACUCCAUGCCCCAGUCCAGAAGGUCCUCCAUGAGCUACACCUCGAACCACAGCCUCGAAAUCAAGGCGGAGGACCUCGAAGCCCGCCUCGCCAUCUCCAUGAGUCCUAUCGAGCGCCGAAGGAGCCACAGUUUCCGCACGGCUGUUGGUGGGGAGUUCCUGCUGGCCAUCGAGGAACAGCAGAGACCCCGGAGGGCAUCCUCCCACAGCAUUCUCACCAGGGCGGGAACCGGAAGGACUCCGAUCGAUCCCAGAGUUUGGAAAGAUGUAUACGUGAUGAGCUGAAAGUAGUUAUUCCCCUUGAUAUUGAUGUAUUGCAGUUAAAAGUUUUCUAUCGUGAUAUUUAAUGAC